Messenger RNA from Malaclemys terrapin pileata, 2687 nucleotides. RefSeq names its product gastrula zinc finger protein XlCGF26.1-like. The record is from RefSeq and is a predicted model, not a curated record. Lineage: Eukaryota; Metazoa; Chordata; Testudines; Emydidae. Gene Ontology annotation, biological process: regulation of DNA-templated transcription.
UCAAGCUGCAGAGAGAUCCUUGACUGUAGUGGCUGCAGUUCACACCAUGGAGGGGAAGGUUGAUUCAUUUCCCUCCCGACUGGUGAAUCUGGAGGGGAGAACAGGGUCGGCUGAGAAGAAAUUAGUCAACGGUGAGAAAAUAGUUGGGGAGUUUGGUAAUCAGCUGGCUGCGCUGGGAACUCUGAUCCAGGAGUACGGGCUGCUGCAGAGGAGGCUGGAGAAUGUGGAGAACCUGCUGAAGAACAGGAACUUCUGGAUCCUGAGACUCCCCACAGGCACGAAGGGAGAAGUUCCCAAGGUCCCAGUGACGUUUGAUGAGAUCUCAGUCUAUUUCAAUGAGCAGGAAUGGGGGAAUUUAGAUGAAUGGCAGAAGGAGCUUUACAAGAAUGUGAUGAAGAGCAACUAUGAGACUUUGCUCUCACUGGACUAUGCAAUUUCCAAACCUGACAUUCUGUCCAGGAUUGAACAAGGGGAAGAGCCAUGUGUCAGGGAUCAAGGGGACCCAGAGGAAAGGGAAGUGUCUACAGACACCAAGACAGAAUCUUCCACUUCCACACACAUUUCACCCCGAACCAAGCAAGAGGAAGAGCCACCUAUUGGAGAUCAGACAGCUUCAGAACCACAAGAGAGCCAUCCAGAUCGCAGCGCCGGUGAAGGGGCUUUGGUCAGAUCUGAGGAUCGGCAUCAUGGUGAAGGUCCUGUGAGCCUGGAGCUGACCAAGAAGUUAUCUGGUAGAUCUGCAGAGAAGUUUUUCCGGAGUCCCAAUGUAGGAAUGCCCUCCGAGAGGCAGGGCAGCUCAAAUAUACAACCGGAGAACCCCGCAAAGAUCAGACCUGGGAAAUCUACUCCGUGUGAGGCAGGUUCUGGUGAACUCCAGCCAAAACCACAGCCCUGCACAAGAGAGAAAUCAAAGAGCUUCGCUUGCAAGACUGUUGAUAAAUCUCAUCGGAAAUGUCACACUGUAGAGAAAGUAUAUCCUUGCACUGAAUGUGACAAAAGCUUUCCUGAUCAAGUACGACUGACUAGUCACUACAGAAUCCGCUCGAGAGAGAGGCCGUAUCAGUGCCCUGUGUGUGGGAAACGAUUCAGCUACCAGUCUAUUCUCAUCAAGCAUCACAGAAUCCACCCGGGGGAGCAGCUGUAUAAAUGUACGGAAUGCGAGAAAAGCUUCAAUGAGAAAUCCAAGCUGACCAACCACUACACAGUCCACACUGGAGAGAGACCCUAUGCUUGUAAAGAGUGUGGGAAAAGUUUCCGGCUGAAGAUGAGUCUUAUAAAUCACCAGAUAAGUCAUGGCAAAGAGAAGCCUUAUCAGUGCGCCUUGUGUGACAAGAGCUACAUCCAAAAGAAACACCUCCUACGUCACCAGCGAGUCCACACAGGAGAGAGACCCUUCCAUUGUACUGUGUGUGGGAAGAACUUUCGGCAGAAGUUUGUCCUGCUAUCCCAUCAGCGACUCCACACAGGAGAGAGACCCUAUGCCUGUACCGUGUGUGAGAAGAGCUUCAUCACCAAAUCCAAAUUGACCAGUCACUACCAUAUCCACACGGGAGAGAAGCCCUACAAGUGCACUGAGUGCGGGAAGAGCUUCAGAGUGAGGGAGACUUACCGGCAACACCAGCAUAGUCACGCGCAAGAGCAACCCUACAAGUGUAGUGACUGCGAGAAGAGCUUCAGCUGCCAGUCAGGCCUUAUCAGACAUCAGACGGUCCAUACAGGAGAGAAGCCUUAUAAGUGUGUGGAAUGUGGAAAGAGCUUCAGCCGCCAGUCAAAUCUUAUUAGACAUCAGAAGGGCCACACUGGAGAGAAGCCUUAUAAAUGUGUGGAAUGCAAGAGCUACAUUCGGAAGGAAUGUCUGCUAAACCACCAGCUCAUCCACACAGGAGAGCAGCCCUACACCUGCACUGAAUGUGGUGAACACUUCAGGCUAAAGGUGACUUUUGUAAAGCACCAAAAGAAUCAUGCAAAAGAGGACUCUGGUCAGCGCAGCCUGUCCUUUAAAACUUGAAUGGUCACUGAGGUUGGUACAGUACAGCAGGUGACUUACACAGCAGGAGGCUGUUUAAAUGCACUGCUGGUGACAGACACUUAAUUUGAAAGGACUAUCCUCGUCCAAAAUGCCAACUUCCCAUGUGGCAAAGGGAAUGUCUAAAUGUAGAUGGGGAACACCUGAGAAAGGCUCAACAUCCGCUACAGUCGUCAGAUUCAUUUAGUUUCUGAGCCUUGGCACCUUUCAGGAUGUGGCCCAGAAAAACCCAAACUCCGAACGAUGCUGAGGCCAAGAAACUUUAUUGAUCUGAAGAAGAGUGCUGUGAAGUUUGAAAGCUUCUCCCUUCCAUCAACAGAGGUUGGUUCACCUUGUCUCUCUCAAGUGAAACUGGGUUAUUUAGGAAUUUUAAAAACCCUAUUUUUACAGUGUGCGUCUCUAAAUUAGUGGUGGUUUGAUAAUGGGUGUAGAUCAGAGUCGGCAACCUUUCAGAAGUGGUGGGCCGAGUCUUCAUUUAUUCACUCUGAUUGAAGGUUUCACCUGCCAGUCAUACAUUUAAACGUUUUUUAGAAGGUCUCUUUCUAUACGUCGAUACAACAAUAGUUUAGUUAUAUAUUAUGUAAAGUAAAUAAGGUUUUUAAAAUGUUUAAGAAGCUUCAUUUAAAAUUGCAUUAAAAUGCAGAGCCCCCAGACCGGUGGC